Alternaria arborescens is the source of this 1128-nucleotide messenger RNA. RefSeq lists its product as hypothetical. Bases 1 to 1128 code for a protein of 375 amino acids. The transcript is spliced from 3 exons. The record is from RefSeq and is a predicted model, not a curated record. Lineage: Eukaryota; Fungi; Ascomycota; Dothideomycetes; Pleosporales; Pleosporaceae.
AUGCAGGUUUCGCCAAUAUCCUGUCAGCUCAUAUUUGCCUUCUGUGCAUACAUUGCGAAUUUUGGCGAUACCGACGAUGCCAGCUGGGGGCCUACUCAGUCUUCACUAGUGAACCCGAAAACUUACUACUUAGAUCAUGCUUUGCUUUCUCUCGACCGAGCCAGGGUGACACAGCUUGACCCUCGAUCUGUUUACAUAUCCUUCUUCUUGUACGGGGCUUACGCUGGCCAAGGAAACUACCGUCAAGCAUGGUUCUAUCUCAGAGAAGCAACGACCCUGUUCAUGAUGUUGAAGGAUGAGGAUCAAGACUGGUUUGACAAGAAAACACGGAAACGAUUGUUCUGGAUCUUAGUGGUCUCCGAGAGAGCACAUGGUGUACGUAGAAAUCGGCCAAUCACUCUACCCGUCACGCUCUCCACCUACCCACUCGACGCAUAUGAAGAGCUCGGAUUACGCUACCUCACAUCAAUCUUUCGGCCCCUUAGUGAUAUCUUCUUCGCAGUGUGGAAUGGAUCUACUGAAGAUUGUAGUAAAGAGUGGUUGCUGAAACUCGAACGCGACGUUCGUACUGCGUUGCCUGUGGUACUCGAGAUCUCAAAUGAGGAGACCGCAAAUAUCCGUAUAUCGCAAUUCUGGUUACAGAUCAAGUUGUGGGAACUUUUUCCUCGCUUUGGUUAUCUGUCUACGGAUUCUGUCCACGACUGCCUGACAUUUAGAUACCCUAUUAUGGUGGCUCGGGACUUGACCAUCCUUUCAAUGAAGCUUCCUAUCCAGAGUCUACAGAUUCACGGGAUUGGCAUGACUGAGAAAAUAUUCGACAUUGCCUGCGCCCUAGCGGAUGUCCUGCCUUUUGUGUCCUUUCCGGCGUCGCAAGUGGAACUUAGUCCCCCUGAUUACUUGACGCAGUUGAUGCUGCUCUUGGCAAAGCUGCCAGGUGGCUCCUCGAAGUUUAUACCUCUGCUACUGGCCAAGGUCAACGAAUUACUUCCUGACUUGAUGAGGCAUAUGUGUGAAGCGAUUCAGAUGCCCAUCCAUAUGAUCAACGACCCCAUGAGCCCAGACACGCAAUUCGUAUAUGAAGAGGAGGUUGGUAGAGGUCUUCACGCAGAUUUGAGGAGAAUGGCAUAG